UUCGAAAAAAAGAGCAAAUCAUCUCUGUGAUUUUCGACUCAGAAUUUCUACCCUAUCGUAAAAAAUUGCAGAGAGCGAGCCCGCUGUGACGAUCGCCCUGGAGCGAGACAGCGAACUCGGGAAGACAAGAGUGAGAUUAUGCAGAGCGACAGCGGCAGAAAGCUCCUCCGCGCCUCCUGUUGCAUGCUAAAAUCCCGCUCCACCAUUGGCAUCAGAGAAUCGCUUUCGCCUUUCUUCUUUCUCGACAACCCUCCAUCUCAUAUACUUUUAUCCUCGUCCUACUCAGAACCAAAGAAAGACUCGCCACCGUUAUUCUUCCGCCACUGCUCUUCUAGGGCGCCGUGGCCGGCGUCGGUUUUCUUGAGAGCUUCGCUCCGUGAGCUAUCGUCCUCGACUCCGUCUGUCUGUGGUGGCGGUCACCAAUCACCCUUUUCCACCUCCUCUGUCCGCUAUUAUUCUCUUCGACUUGGAAAGAUAAAGCAAGCAGCCAAGUUUGAAGACGCCAGCCAACAAGCAGUUACCACAGCUUUGUGGUGCAAUUUCCUUGUCUUCUCGCUAAAAUUUGGGGUUUGGUUGGCAACUUCUAGCCAUGUUAUGCUGGCUGAAGUAGUGCACUCAGUUGCGGACAUAGCAAAUCAGAUACUUCUUGCAUAUGGCUUGAAUAGCUCUAAGCGUGGUCCAGAUGCCUUGCAUCCGUAUGGUUAUUCAAAGGAAAGAUUUGUCUGGUCAUUGAUAUCUGCUGUUGGUAUUUUUUGUUUGGGAUCAGGUGCUACGAUUGUGCAUGGAGUUCAAAACUUGUGGCUUGCACAUCCCCCAGACAACAUUAAGUAUGCAGCCAUAGUACUUGGAGGAUCAUUCAUUCUGGAAGGGGCUUCACUGCUUGUUGCUGUAAAAGCAGUCAAGAAAGGGGCUGCUGCAGAGGGAAUGACAAUACGGGAUUACGUAUGGCGUGGUCAUGAUCCUACAUCUGUUGCUGUCAUGACAGAGGAUGGUGCUGCAGUCACUGGUCUUGUUAUUGCUGGAGCAUCAUUGGUGGCUGUCCAUGCUACUGGAAAUCCAAUUUAUGAUCCAAUUGGCUCUAUCAUAGUUGGUCAUUUGCUUGGCUUGGUUGCAAUAUUUCUAAUUCAAAGGAACCGACAUGCUCUUAUUGGCAGGGCAAUUGAUGAUCAUGACAUGCAAAGGGUGCUUCAGUUCUUAAGAUCUGAUCCGGUGGUAGAUGCUUUAUAUGAUUGCAAGAGUGAAGUUAUUGGACCUGGAUUCUUUAGAUUCAAAGCUGAAAUAGACUUUAAUGGGGUGGUUGUGGUGCAAAAUUAUUUGAAGAGAACUGGACGUGAAGAAUGGGCAAGAAAGUUUCGGGAGGCUGCAGAAUGCGGCGAUGAUUCCAAAUUGCUUAAAGCUAUGGCAAACUAUGGUGAGGGUCUUGUUGAGGCCUUAGGGAGCGAAGUGGACAGACUUGAGAGUGAGAUUCAGAAGAUUGUUCCAGGAAUCAGACAUGUUGAUAUUGAGGCCCAUAACCCUGAGCCUUCAACGUAAAUUUUGUUUGCUGCAGUCUGCAGGUGAAUCAUUCUAGUAAUGCUUCUAGGGAUUCAUUUAACCAAUCUGAUUCCGGCUAAUUCUAAAUAUUGCUAUUAGAGCUCGUUCACUCUUCUAAUGAAAUGAGAGCUGAAUGAAUCUAUUUCUGAGGCAGUCAAUGGUGUCUGUAUAUGGCUAACAAUUUUGACACUAAUGUCCUGAUUCAAAUACAGAAAUUGUGAAUUUGGAUUGAUUAUUGUUUAUAUGUUUAAUUUAAU
Phalaenopsis equestris is the source of this 1790-nucleotide messenger RNA. Its product is annotated as metal tolerance protein C4. Gene Ontology annotation, molecular function: monoatomic cation transmembrane transporter activity. Gene Ontology annotation, cellular component: membrane. The transcript has 13 exons. The record is from RefSeq and is a predicted model, not a curated record. Gene Ontology annotation, biological process: transmembrane transport; zinc ion transport. NCBI's taxonomy places the organism in Eukaryota, Viridiplantae, Streptophyta, Magnoliopsida, Asparagales, Orchidaceae. Bases 139 to 1533 code for a protein of 464 amino acids.